AUGUCAGCCAACUUGCGAUCCACGUCAAACGCCCUGAAAGACGCCAGCCUGGCAACCAACAAAGAAACAGAACCGACUCCGAACCCACAGACGGAGGGGCCCACCGACCCGGUAGCUGACCAAGGUGGUCAGAGCCAACCAGCGGCAAAACAACCUACAGCCCCCAAGCCCAAGCCCCCGAAGAAACAAACUAAGACAAGUGGGACCCCAAAAGACCCAGCCCCAGACAACCCAGACGCACCAGCGGAAGAAACGUUGACGAUUGACCGUGAGAAGGGCCUCCAAAUGGUACUCGGGACAAAACAUAUCAUUGAUGUCAACAACCCAAACACAGAGGUUGCCAAAGACAAAAUGUCCAGGGCGGAGCGACUUUGA
Messenger RNA from Puccinia triticina, 375 nucleotides. RefSeq lists its product as uncharacterized. The record is from RefSeq and is a predicted model, not a curated record. The coding region runs from base 1 to 375 and encodes 124 amino acids. The transcript has 2 exons. NCBI's taxonomy places the organism in Eukaryota, Fungi, Basidiomycota, Pucciniomycetes, Pucciniales, Pucciniaceae.